Messenger RNA from Alnus glutinosa, 3292 nucleotides. RefSeq lists its product as uncharacterized. NCBI's taxonomy places the organism in Eukaryota, Viridiplantae, Streptophyta, Magnoliopsida, Fagales, Betulaceae. The coding region runs from base 316 to 2976 and encodes 886 amino acids. Gene Ontology annotation, molecular function: chromatin binding. The transcript is spliced from 8 exons. The record is from RefSeq and is a predicted model, not a curated record.
CCCCUGCCCUUUCUCUCUCACAAAACUCACCCCCCCCCCACACACACACACUAUUAUCACUAACCCAACACACAAAUCUCUCUUUCUCUCUCCCUAAAUUACCCGCCAAAAAGGUGCGUCUCUAAUUAACUCACCCUAAUUUAAACCACAAAUUCAAAAUCCCCCCUAAACCCCUAUUUCCCUCUCACUCCUCUCUCUCUCCCUUCUCUCUCGGCUCUCGGAUGUCUAACCAAGGCUCUAUCUCGGUGCAGGUCCUAUACAAGCAAUUCACCGGAGCGGCGUCGUUGGCCUCUAGGGGUUUUCUCUUGUGAACGAAUGGAUCCGACGGCUGGGGUCGAGCCAAUGGAGCUGACCGAACCGUCGAACGGAGGGGACGAGGACUUGGGGGCCCGGACGAGCAAGAGGGCCAAGAUUGGGCCUGGGCCGGGGCGGGACCUGAAGAGAGUGGCGGAAAUCGUGCUGGUGCUGUCGGCGAUGGCGAGGAUGCGAGGCGGGGGGAAGAGCCCGACGGAUGCGGAGGUGGAGCUGAUGGCGGAGGCCAGGGCCAAGCUGGCAGAGGCCUGCGCGGCCCUGGCGCCCAAGGACGUGGUGGGCCGGGAGGCCAUUGGGGCGGUGAUCGAGGAUUUGGGCCUCAAUGGCAAGCUCAAGGAUCAGCGGCUAGGGUUUCGGACUCCCAAGUUGACGAUCAAGGAGAAGUUCGAUAAUGCAAAGAGGAAGAUGGAUGAGUCGAAGAAUUUUGCUGCACAUACUGCUGCAUAUACUUCUCACCCUGUGCAACCAAGCUCUAGUACGUCAGCUGAAAUCAGUGGGGCAUUGCACACUGUGCGUACUUUUCCAUCAGAUAAACCAAGUAAUCUGCCAAUUUCUUCUGGUGGCGUCCCAGCUUCUUCACCUUUAGGUCAUGCUUCUGCAGCAACUUCUACAUCCCUACAAUAUCAAUUGCCGAACAACGAAGUUAGACCAGGUAUGGUUUCUAGAGGAUUGCCUAGCGGUCAUUUAGGAAGAGAUUCUUCUUCCUUAUCAUUGCCUAAAGUUGAAAGAGCACAGUUCAAAUUGGAUGGAGGAUCAAAUGGGUCUUCUUAUGCAUCACAAUUACAAGCAAAUUCUUCUGCAAACCACCCACUGGUGAAUGCUCCUACAUGGUCUGUACAAACCCAAUCUGCCUCAACAGCUAAAAGUGGGCAAGAAAAUAAGGUGCCAAAUCAUAGUUCUGCCAAGGCUGAGGGAGCUGUUGAUAUAAGUAUGUCACGAGUUGCUACUCAAGGAGCGAGAGAUCAGAGCUUUAGGCCAUUUGUGACUCAAACAGCAUCUGGAAAUUUGCCAAAUAUACAGCAGCCGCUGCAGGGUGUGGGCUUUGUCCAAGCCCCUUCACUUGGUAAUAAUCACAAUGAAAUUGCUAAACUUGUUCAGAAGUUAUUACAACCACAGCGUCCUGAUCAUCCUAAGUGGAAUCCUCCGUCAAGGGAUUACAUGAAUAAGGCUUUAACUUGCCAAUUGUGCCAGCUUACCAUCAGUGAGGUGGAUAAUGUUCUUCUUUGUGAUGCUUGCGAGAAAGGAUAUCACUUAAAGUGUCUGCAGCCUAAUCAAAAGGGAAUUCCUCGAGGUGAGUGGCACUGCAUGAGGUGCUUGACUUUGACCCAAGGGAAACCUUUGCCCCCUAAAUAUGGUCGUGUCAUGAGAAGUAGUACAAAUCAACCAAGUUUGUCUCCCGAGAUGGCUAUGAAGGUGUCAUCUUCAGAGAAGAAAGUGGUAACUUUAGAUCCAAUGGUCAAUCAGUCGAAGAUGACAGCAAAUGGAAGCUCUGCUCUACAAAGUUCCACACAUGCUAGUAGUGCAGGCACCAAUCAUGUUGAGUCAGCAUCGGAUGUAAAGAUUCCAUAUACAAGAGAAACUCAAGGGAAUAGCAGCAUAUCAAGCAGUAAAAUUAUGGAUGACAAAACGUUUUUUGGACCUUCCCCUAAUAUCCCAUCAAAACCCUUGGGGGAAGCUGGUUAUUCUCCUCCUGUUGGCUCAUCAAGUGUAAAGUCUGCUCAAAACCUUAAAGAUUGUGAGUUAUCAACGCGUGAAGAGAGAUCUUUUGAACAAAAGACACAGUCUCCUGCUAAAGUAUCUGAAACAGUAAGUAGUAAGUCUAAUCAUUGCCAACCCUCGCACAACUUGCAAGUUGUUGACUGGAGAGACCUGCCUAAAUGUGCUGAGGUUCCAGCAAAGAAUUGUGAUGACAAUGACCUUGGUGUGAAAGAUCCUGAAAAAUCUCAGAUAAGAGAAAAUCUUGACUGUACUUCAGGAUCUGAUACUAAGCAAGAUGACCAACUUGUUGCUCAGGAAAAUCCUUCUGGGGGCUUUCAAACUUGUACAGGAAGUGAACGGUCUGGGUUUUCUUCGCAUGGCUUGCGUGGUGUUGAAUGGAUUGGCAACGUUAUCCAAGUUUUAGAUGGGAAAUCGUUCUACCAGUCUUGUAGAGUUAAUGGAGUAAUGUAUAAACUGCAGGAUCACGCUCUUUUUCCUUCCAACCAUGGCGAAUUGUUACCCUCGAAGCUUCAGUCCAUGUGGGAGGACAGCAAAACUGGGUCAAAGUGGGUUAUUGUCACAAGGUGCUAUUUUCCUGGCGACUUGCCUGAGAAUGUUGGGCGCCCAUGUACCCCUGAGAGCAAUGAGGUCUAUGAAUCAAAUCAUGAAAGCACAAUAAUGGCUGGUUUGAUCCAAGGCCCAUGCGAAGUUUUGCCUCCUGGCAAGUUUAGUGAAGAAAGUGAAAGACGGAGUCAGGCAGGACCCAGUGAAAGUAUUGGUUUACAGCCAGUUUUCCUUUGCAAGGGCGGGGCAGGGAAGGGCCCAAUUGAAUCUGCUCCAUUGCAAUACUAUGACACAGUGGGUGCCGCUCUGGAUGUGCCUUGUGUGCAAAUCCUACAGUGCUGCAUGAAGACAAUCCAGUGCUUGUUUAUUAGUGUUAUGUUUUUUUUGCAGAUGGUUCUAUGAUGAAUUUAAAGGACUUUUUCAACCUGUUUCCAGUUAAUCUGGUCAUGCACAUACAUUGGUGAUUGAUUUCAUUUUCAUUGCACCUUUUUGGUGCUCUCUUUUAUCAGGUAGUUUAUAGCAGAUGUGGAAUUCAGAGAAUUGACGGUUGAGGAAGUUCCAAUAUUCAUUUCUUGUACAAUAUUUAGCUGUAAUCUUAGUUUGUAUUAGUUAUCUUCCAAUAGCAAUUCAAAUUGUAAUUUUUGUUGCCCUCUUUGGUGCUUCAUGCCCCACUAUUACAUUAUCACACCCCCAUCAAUUAUAGAAUGAAUUUCUGCAA